Diuraphis noxia (Russian wheat aphid) is the source of this 1295-nucleotide messenger RNA. Its product is annotated as ATP synthase mitochondrial F1 complex assembly factor 1. The record is from RefSeq and is a predicted model, not a curated record. NCBI's taxonomy places the organism in Eukaryota, Metazoa, Arthropoda, Insecta, Hemiptera, Aphididae. Gene Ontology annotation, cellular component: mitochondrion. Gene Ontology annotation, biological process: mitochondrial proton-transporting ATP synthase complex assembly.
UUAGAAAUAUUAGUAAUAUUACAGAUUCUCGCUCAUUAUUUUUUAAUACAAUACUUGAUUUAUUUCAAAUUAACUGGUUAAUUGAUUAAUCAUCAAUCAUCAAUUGUCACCACAAUGCUGAUGGCGUUAAACCGUCAUAUGUUGCAUAAUAGUCUUUUAAAGUUUCAACAACACAUAGCAACCUCGAGUAAUACAUUUAAAGUGGUUGCUUCAAAUGUGGUGGCCAAUAACAAUGGUCUGAAUCAUACCAAUAGAAGAUCUAGUUCAUUUCAACAACAAUCCUCUUCUUCAGAUAGUGAAGGAGACGACACUUUAAAAAGCAACCCAUAUUACUCAGCUUAUGCCGAAAAAUUGCAAGAUCUUAAAAAGAAAAAUGCUAGUGCCUACCGUGAAGCAUUACGACGUUUACGUGAAAAGCAACGAGAGACUGUUGAUACUGCUAAUGCAGCAGUAGUGAAUACUACAGAUACAGUGUCUGAAAAAAUUGAUAGUACUGAGACUCAACCACAAGCAAAACCAAAACGAAGACCAUCUCAGACACUAUUAGUCAAACCAAAAACUUUAGAGCAAGUUAUGAACAUAGAACUGUUACGUGACAAAUCAUGGCGAGAUGUGUCUGAGAUAUGGCUGGCAUACCAUAGGACACGUGAUAAUACUCUAAGCGCUGUUAUUCCUUUAAAUCAGUUUGAAAAAUUUUAUAAUCAAUCUAUCAAAUAUCCCAUGUUUUUAUUACCGCUUCCACGCAAUAAUAGUGGUUAUGAAUUCAUAUUUGCCCAGUUCCAGCACUAUCAAGAAAAUUCAACGUCCAAUUGCACAGUCCACUUGACACCAUUGAUUAGUUAUCAGACAUUUAAAGAAAACGCACCGGAAUGUAUGACUGUUGAAUAUUACACUGACCUUUGCAACAGUGAUAAAGCUAUUGAACACAGUGGGUCUGAUGAUGAAUCAUGUGUCUUAAUGAGAUCUACGUACGAUGGUAAAUUGUUAUCUGCCGCUGAAGCYGCUUGUCUAGUCAACCAGCUACGUAUAUUUUACGGAUUAGAUUCUGGAGUUGCAGAUAAAGAAAAACUUUUAAAAUCCUUCAAUGAAGGAGACACAACGUUCAAACACUCUGAUGUAAUUGCUCUAGUGGAAACGUUGAGUAUUUAAUAAUAUAAAUAAACAAAUAAAAGCGGCGAGUGCUAACUUGAAUCCCAACCAACCCAACCCUGGUUUUUUUUUUAGAAUAUUGGUACUAAAUACCAACGUAUAUGUGUUUAAAAUAAAUAAUACCUACUUAGCAACAAUAAUGAUGU